Molecule: messenger RNA, 363 nt
Organism: Ostertagia ostertagi
Lineage: Eukaryota; Metazoa; Nematoda; Chromadorea; Rhabditida; Trichostrongylidae
Source: the annotation of a GenBank genome assembly
AUGCACUCGGGCUUUCCCGACCUGCGCAACAGCAUGCCGAUGAACAUCCGCGCGUCCUAUCCCGGCAUGGGCAUGACGCCGGGCACGCGCGCCGACAUCGAGCGCAUCACUUCGCUCUGGCGGGACUGCCGCAAGCGCUUCGCCGGCGCCUUCCAGAAGGACGACGGUUUCCUGUUCGGCGCGUUCGGCGCGGCGGACGCGAUGUUCGCGCCCGUGGUGACGCGGUUCAAGACCUACGGCGUCACGCUCGACACCGACGCGGACGCCUACUGCACCGCGGUGCUCGGUCAUCCGGCCAUGAAGGAAUGGAUCGACGCGGCCCAGCACGAGCCCUGGCUGAUCGACAGCUAUGAACUGAAGUAA